GCUAGCAAAUUUCUUGACCCAAGUUCACUAUUUCAAGGAGAAGUAUAUGAAAGUUUAAAGCAAAUUCGACGUGUUAGACACUCAUUCAAUCUUUUUCGGGAGAAAUAUUUUGAGUAUCGUGACCAAAUUCCUCAAUUUUUCAAACCAGAUGUAGAAGUUAUGGAGUGGAAUUUUCAUCCGGAAUUAAUAUUUGACGAAACAGAUCAAUUUUUGUCAAGAUUACGCCUUCUUGAGGAAUUGUUCAUAUCUGCGGAUGACUACACAAAACUUGAGAAAGUAGAAAUUGGAGGACUAACUGGUAAAAUGUUGAGCACUAGAGUUAUAGACAUUGCUAAUGAAUUUAAUGAGGCAUUCGCGCCGUUUCAAAAUAUAACAUACGAUCCACUAGAACUAAGUGACAAUACUUUCAUAAAAGAUUUUGAAGCUUUUAAACAGAUAACAAAUGAUUUUGAUAGUAAGCUGGCUUCAGUCUUUGUCAACGCUUAUGAUGACUGUAAUAAUUUGGCGUCGCUUUUUAAG
Gryllus bimaculatus (two-spotted cricket) is the source of this 519-nucleotide messenger RNA. NCBI's taxonomy places the organism in Eukaryota, Metazoa, Arthropoda, Insecta, Orthoptera, Gryllidae. The record is from the annotation of a GenBank genome assembly.